Molecule: messenger RNA, 1364 nt
Organism: Acaulospora morrowiae
Lineage: Eukaryota; Fungi; Glomeromycota; Glomeromycetes; Diversisporales; Acaulosporaceae
Source: the annotation of a GenBank genome assembly
AUGACAGAUUACCCUCGAACAGAGCAUUAUCAAAGGGCUCCACAUACCAAUUAUAACCAUCAAGUCUACAAUAACUUGGAAAAUAGUUAUAUGCCUACUCAGGAAACAAAUUACGACACAUCUGAGUUAAAUACAGCCCAUGUAAAUAAUAUGAACGGUCACACAUCUCACCCGCAAGUCGCAACUUAUCAAACAAAUGGUCAAAAUGGGUUCUCUAUGAAUUAUGGAAAUCCUUUGUCAGAAAUUUCGACAUACCAAACUAAUAGCUUACCGCGAAAUGGGCCGAAUGGGAUUUCGGUGAACACAACUAAUCUUCCAUUAUCCAAUCUGAGUAUAAUUAACACAAGUUCCGGAAGAAUUAUUUGUGUGGCAAACGCUGAAGGUAACAUCUCCAUAAUAAAUAAGCUUGCCGACGAAACACACGCCACUGCAGUUAUCCAUACUGGUAAUUUUGGAUUUUAUGAAAAAGAGAGUUUAGAGCGGAUUAGCGAUAGGCAAGAAUUAAUUUUCGUACAAUCUUUUUGUUCAUCGACGAUCAAUAACAUUGAUAUCAUUUCAUCAAUGGAAGAAGUGCGUCGUGCUAUUUAUGAGUCACCUGAGGGUCUCUCUGAAUUUCCAUACCUCAGAGAUAGAAUAUUAUCUUUCAAAGUUCCUGUAUAUACCAUAUGCGGACAAUGUGAGGAUGUUGUUGUCUUAGAAAAGUUUCGAACGGGUGAAUACAAGGAGGGGCAAUCGCUCAGCAUAAGCAAAUCAACCAUUGCUGGAGGAGGUGGUACAAUGUGGACAACCAUGCUGCAAAUAGGAGAGUUGGUGGAGACUGCUCAAAAAGCUUAUGAUAAAACAGAAACUAGAAUUCUUGUUACUCUAGCAAGUCCAGGUCUUGUGGGGCUUGUAGCGCAGUUGGCUCUUGUUUUGCGUGCCGAUUAUACUAUUUCGUCAGGAAUUCAUUUCCGUUACUGCAUAUCGUAUAAUGAAUUUUCCGUUCAACAUGAUCAUGAACAUUUUCGAAAAAGAUUAGAAGAAUCUCAAAAAAAUUUUUAUGAGUUAUGGGAUACUGUUAAAAAUCAAGUGGAAGCUAGUAUCGAUAUAUCACAAAGACAUUUACUUAAUAAUGCGAUGACUGUUGUCAAUCGUAUUCCAGUGAGUGGACGGGAAGAAGCUUCCUACAAGGGCAUGUGGCACUUUAACUUACCCGAUGCUUCUUACGGUUGGGUAUUGUUGAACAUAAAAGAAGGAAGAAUUUCAGAGGAGACUAAAGCACUCGGUUUCAACUUUGCCUUUCGAAGAAGUGGGACUUUGCCAGGUGCACUUACUAGUCCAUCUUCAAUAGAUGUGCAGGCAAAACGCCAACAAACUCAAUGGCA